AUGGGGCGUUCUAAGAAGAGACGCAGGCUUUCUCGAAUUAAAGCAGCAAUUGAGGCAAAUGAAGAAGGGGAUUCGAGAAAAGAAGAAGGGGUGAGUCCCUUAGUUGAAAAGUACUGGCAUCAGAGGUACGAUUUAUUUUGGAGAUAUGAUGAGGGUGUGCGGUUGGAUGAAGAAGGUUGGUUUUCCGUCACUCAUGAGGAAAUUGCCUUCCGCCAUGCUCAGCGUUGCCCCUGUGGCGGUGUUGUCAUUGACGCCUUCGCCGGCGUCGGUGGCAAUGCUAUUCAGUUUGCCGGGCUGUGUACUCGUGUUGUUGCCAUUGACAUUGACCCUAAAAAGAUUGAGCUAGCAGUGAAUAAUGCAAAGAUAUAUGGUGUCGAAGACUAUAUAGAUUUUAUUGUCGGAGACUUCUUUCAGCUUGCACCGUCACUUAAGGCAGACAUGGUGUUUCUUUCACCGCCAUGGGGAGGUCCAUCAUACAAUAUGACUAAGAAAUUUAGUCUUGAAUCGCUAAAGCCAAAAGAUGGGUACUCCUUGUUUAAGAUAGCACAAACAAUAACACCUAAUAUCGUGAUGUACUUGCCCCGAAACAUUGACAUACUUGAAGUGGAACAGCUUUCUUGGUUGUCUUCUCCACCUUUAGAUAUUGAGAUAGAAGAAAAUGUAGUUCGUAGUAAGUUGAAGGGCAUAACUGUCUAUUUUGCUGAUGCUGCUCUCCUCAGCAGUCGGUAG
Oldenlandia corymbosa var. corymbosa is the source of this 729-nucleotide messenger RNA. The record is from the annotation of a GenBank genome assembly. Lineage: Eukaryota; Viridiplantae; Streptophyta; Magnoliopsida; Gentianales; Rubiaceae.